AUGAGGAAUAGGGCCAGUAAUACUCUGUCCAAGGGGAAAAUCCGUCAAUCAUGGAACAAAUACAACUUGUAUAACCUACAGCGAUUCCGAUCUCCCCCCACCGUCAACCGCACAUUCUUCCAGCAAAGAUGGGCUGCCAAGGCUAUCUCGCGUGCCUACCACGGAGAACAGGUCCGCGAAGGUCAAUGGAAGCGCAUGUUCUCCAAGCGCAUCCGCAGCGUUUUCCCCAUGAACACAGCCGAUCUUGCCGCAGAUGAUGGAUCCAAGAUGUCGGCCGGUCGUGGCUCUGGUUUACUCACAAAAGAAGAGAGACAACCCGCCCGCCUUGUUCCGUAUACCCAUAUGGCAUUUGCCCCCCUGGAGCGCCGGCUUGAUGUUGCCAUUUUCCGAGCACUGUUCGCUAGCAGUGCCCGACAAGCGAGACAAUUUGUUAUCCACGGUGCUGUCACUGUCAAUGGACAAAAGAUGAGACACCCCAGCUACCUACUCAACCCGGGCGAUCUCUUCCAGGUUGAUCCCGAACGCGUCAUGUUUGCGACCGGUGCCCCAAAGACGGCAUUCGAGCGACGAGAGACACGUCAAUUGAAGCUGAAGGAAGCCGAAGAAGAGGCUGAAGCUGAAGCCGAGGCCGAGGGCGAGAAGAAAUCAGAGUCCUCAGAGAAGCCCAAAAAGGAAGACUCUCGUGGUACCCUCAAAAUCUUGAUGGCUCAGGCCAAGUCUAUAAUGUCGACAGACAAAGACCUUGCUGCCAAGCGCAAGCAAGAACUGCGCGGCUUCCAGAAGGCUGUGCGCCGAGUGCUGUCCCGCUCCGAAACCAGUACGAUUCUUACAGACAGCUUGGAGGCGCAGUUCUCUGAGCUUACAUUGAUGCUGAAUGCUAAGCGGGCUGAGAAGAAGCCCAAGGAAGACAAGAAGAAGAAGGAAGUUCAAGAGCAGUCUGCUGAGUCUGAUGCUUCCACGGAAGCCGCCGCGGAGGCCAAGCCAUCAACACCUGAGGCUGGUGACAAGCUAUCUGAGGCCUUCCAGAAAGCCACAGAGGGCAACGAAGUCGACACGUCAGAAUUGAGCGAUGAAGAAUUCGAUAUUCUUCGCCGCGCCCUUACCCAGAUGCGCGACAACCCCAUCGACACCUCCAAGCCAUACGCCACUCCCUGGCGCCCUCGCGAUUACAUGUCUGCUUUUGCUUUCAUUCCUCGUUACCUCGAAGUCAACCAGAACAUCUGUGCUGCUGUAUACCUGCGUCACCCCGUUGCCCGUCCUGGUUUCGCCGAAGUACCCACCCCCUUCAGUGAGGCGAUUGCCACCCCAGCCUAUGGUUGGUACUUGAAGAGACGUUGGUAG
Molecule: messenger RNA, 1341 nt
Organism: Penicillium angulare
Lineage: Eukaryota; Fungi; Ascomycota; Eurotiomycetes; Eurotiales; Aspergillaceae
Product: mitochondrial 37S ribosomal protein uS4m
Exons: 3
Coding region: 1-1341 (446 amino acids)
Biological process (GO): positive regulation of translational fidelity
Cellular component (GO): mitochondrial small ribosomal subunit
Molecular function (GO): structural constituent of ribosome; rRNA binding
Source: RefSeq, a predicted model, not a curated record